This is a messenger RNA of Cicer arietinum (chickpea), 810 nucleotides long. Its product is annotated as ergosterol biosynthetic protein 28. NCBI's taxonomy places the organism in Eukaryota, Viridiplantae, Streptophyta, Magnoliopsida, Fabales, Fabaceae. Gene Ontology annotation, cellular component: endoplasmic reticulum; membrane. Gene Ontology annotation, molecular function: protein-macromolecule adaptor activity. The record is from RefSeq and is a predicted model, not a curated record.
UUGAUUUAAUAUGAUAAACAAAAUCGUGCGUGAGUAUGCCUCCAAGAUUUGUACAAGACUACAAGUUUAUAAAAGAAGGGAAGUCAAAGUCUGGUGUGUGGGUGUGUUCUUACAUAGUUUCAUCUGAAACGACAUCGUUUAAGGGUUCGGAAAGCGGAAAGAAGGAAAAAUGAAGGCGUUGGGAUGGUGGCUGAUAGCGGUUGGGACGCUUCGAUUAAUUUCCGUUUGGUUCGGUUUCUUCGACAUUUGGGCUCUUCGACUCGCCGUCUUCUCUAAAACCACCAUGAGUGAAGUUCAUGGACGCACAUUUGGAACUUGGACACUGUUGACCUGCACCCUCUGCUAUAUCUGUGCAUUCAACCUUGAUAAUAAGCCUCUUUACCUGGCUACUUUAUUGUCAUUCGUCUAUGCGUUUGGUCAUUUCUUGACCGAAUACCUAAUUUAUCAUACAAUGGCGAUUUCGAAUCUCACUACUGUCAGCAUAUUUGCAGGUACAUCCAUAGUAUGGAUGCUAUUGCAAUGGAAUACACACCUUAAAAUCUGUUCGAAGCGAUCUAACAAAAAGGAUUAGCAUGCAAAAAGCCAAAAGCCACGGGAGACCAAAGUAAUAUGUGAUUGAUACUUUAUUGAACUAUGUUAGAAAACGAAUGUUACACUUAGUGGGUACUUGGAUUAUGUCGGUUUUUUGAUUUUAAAUCUAGAAUUUUCUGCUUUAAUCUCGAGUUAUUUAACUCAACAAAUCACCAAAUUACAUUGUUACGCAUGAGUAAGUUAGAAACAAUAUCAACGGUAAACUUAGUUUCUAUAGUA